AUGCGAGUCUUGCUCCUCUUGUCAAUUUUCACAAUCCUCAUCGACACGAGUAUCUGCGUCAUCACAUUCAUCAAUCCUCCUGCUGCCGAUGGUAGACAACUCUCUGAUUAUGUUUUCAAUACUGUCUUUGUCGAAGGGACGUCAGUGACACUUCAAUGGACAGCAGGGCCAGAGGGACUCCCAACGUCUAUGACACUAUUUCAAGAAUCUGCCGAUGGGACAAAAGCAUUAGAACCAUUUGAAUAUGUCACACAGAAUUUAAUUUCUAACGUCACCACUUUCAUUUGGGACGUCACAACUACGAAAGAUCUCACAGUUUCAAACACUUUCUUUUUCGCCAUAUAUCUAGACAAAGCAACUUCUGGCAGUUCAGCCAGUCAGUUCUUCAACAUUACCCGCAAACCGGAAGACACAAAGUCAGAAACAGCAAGUACAUCUUCAACCACGAGCUCUACCAUAGCUAGUAGCAAAAUAACCGCAUCAAAAAGCUCAAACCCAUCCUCCAGCACCACCAGUAAGACCACAAGUACCACAAGUACCACAGAAAUAGCAGCUGCUAUUUCUUCUUCAGACACCAGCUCUACAACAGUCAGUACCACUACGGGUACGUCCACAAGUCCUCCUUCAAUUGCCGGCACAACAACCCUGGCGACCAGCACCACAGCACCAGUAGCUGCAGUUACAUCUUCAGCUGCGACAACCGCCGCACCAACACUAGUUGCUACAGGGUUAAGCAACGGGACAAAAGCUGGACUCGGGAUCGGGAUACCGGCUGCCAUCCUCUUUGGUCUCAGCGUUGGAUGGUUUGUCUUUGGAAAAAAGACCAAGCAAAAGCCACAUAUCUCCGGCCCUCUACCUAUAAUUAGCUAUCAGGAAUCUCAGAAACUGAAUCAACUGAGUCGACUAGCAUUUCCUCCAACAUAUUUACAAACAAAUUCCCCGCCAUACCACCAGCCGAUCGUGCCGCCAAUUCCACCAGGACCGCAACAGUUGAGUGGAGAAAGCCGCGUAGUCCCGACUCUGUUUGAGCUACAGGCGAGUCGUCGUUAG
Molecule: messenger RNA, 1050 nt
Organism: Glarea lozoyensis ATCC 20868
Lineage: Eukaryota; Fungi; Ascomycota; Leotiomycetes; Helotiales; Helotiaceae
Exons: 2
Coding region: 1-1050 (349 amino acids)
Source: RefSeq, a predicted model, not a curated record